UUCAAGUCUCCAAACACUCCAAUUUUGUACUUGAGUUUUAAUAAGAUAGAUGAUACAAAAUCAUGGAUCAACAUGGUUACUCGCUAGUGUUAAAAUGCUCUCUUUCGUUAAGACGAAACAAAAGCACGUUGUGGAUCGGACCGAAACAAACACGAGUUGACAUGUGGAGGAGGCAACACAAACUCUAUCCCCAUUUGCCUUGGACGGCGGAGGAGGAGCCGCAAGUGGAUCUAGCCGACACUAAAUGUUUAUGGAGAUGGCUAGAUCAUACGCACCUCUGCUCGCCGUGAUGUGUGUUUCGCUACUGCCACUUGCGGCAAUGGCGGCUGGAACGCCAUUUCAUAUAGAAGGAUGUGUUUACUGCGACACUUGCCGCUUUGGAUUUGAGACAAUCGCCACCAAAUAUAUCACCGGGGCAAAACUGAAAAUAGUGUGCAAAGACAGUGUGACAUUGAAAUCGGAGGUUGUCGGUGAGGCGGUGACAGGACGCCGAGGAAGAUACAGAGUUUCCGUCAAAGGAGACCGGCAGGACCAGCAAUGUCUAGCGGUGCUCGUCAAUAGUCCUAUCUCUAACUGCCAAUUCCCUGAUCCUGGUCGCAACACUGCCACCGUAAUCCUCACACGUUCUAACGGUGCCGCCUCUACUCGCCACUUCGCCAACGCCAUGGGCUUCUUCCGGGACGAACCACUCCGUGGUUGUGCCACUCUCCGCAAACAAUACCUCGCCGAAGGUGAUUAUCGAGCUAUUUGAGUCAUUUGACUCACCUUUAUGCUCAUGCAACAAAAACAAAAUGUUGUUUUUUUGUUUUUUUGCGUAACAUUCUAGUUGAGUCUCUAGACAUAUAUAAGAAAGUAUAUAAAAUAAAUAUGCAAUUUUAACUUUUCUGUUGUGAUGUUAAUGAAGAAGAGAAAUUUAUAAACAACUUCGUCCUUGCCUGAUGUUUGGCAUUAUUCAUACUUCAGUUGUGAUAGACUGAUCUCUA
Messenger RNA from Brassica napus (rape), 983 nucleotides. Its product is annotated as protein DOWNSTREAM OF FLC. Bases 245 to 751 code for a protein of 168 amino acids. The record is from RefSeq and is a predicted model, not a curated record. Lineage: Eukaryota; Viridiplantae; Streptophyta; Magnoliopsida; Brassicales; Brassicaceae. The transcript is spliced from 3 exons.